CCUUUUAAUAUGGUGCGCCUUAUGGUCGCGAAAAUAUGGUAGGCUUUACAUGUUCAGGAUUUGGGGGGCCGAUCAGCGAGUUUAAAAAAAAAAAGGUAACCGAUCCAAUCACAAAAUGGAGCAAUGGGUCUACUUAAAUGACCUGUUCAUUUACUGUAUAUACUUGUGUACUUAAUUGCUCCAAAAAUUAUAUUUACAAAAAUUUAUCUUUGUUCAUCUAUUUAUGCCAGUGAGGCAUAGUGACAGACAGAACAAAUGAAUUGUCUUCUAUUAGAUGGCAGGAAGUACAUACAGUAAUUAAUGUAUUCACUUUUUGUUUGUUGGUGUGCCGUGAGAUUAUUAAAUUUUAAAAUAUGUUCCUUGGCUCCAUAAAGGUUUGAAAUCACUCCUCUAGUCAGGUCACGUAUUCUAAUCAGUCAGGUCAAACCAACAUUACAACAUGACAGAAUUAAUGGGUGUAACUUACUUUAAUUAAAUUACUUCACCCACACCGAAACUUUAGAGCAUGAUUCGACAGCACAAGGGGAUGCUAUUUUAUCACGCUUCCAAGCCAUGGAGGCGAAAGUUCUCGAGUCAUCAAUCAUCGCCUCCAUGGUAGCGAAUAAACUACACUUCUUACACAUAUUUACGUUAUCAUGAAGGGAGGGCGAGGAGUGGGUAGGAAAAGACGUAAAAUGUAAAAUAAUUUGCGGCCUCACAAGACACCUGAACCAAAAAUGAAUUAAUACGUUACUGGAGAUGUCAUCUGAGAAUGGGGUCAGUUUAAAAGUAGCCAUCCAUUUUCUGUACCGCUUAUCCUCUCUUGGGUUGUGAGCACCCUAAACUGGUCGCCAGCCAAUACAAUCGCAGGGCACUUAUACAGAACCAUUCACACUCACAUUCACACCUACGGGCAAUUUAGAGUCUUCAACCUACCACGCAUGUUUUGGGGAUGUGGGAGGAAACUGGAGUACCCGGAGAAAACCCACGCAGGCACGGGGAGAACAAGUGAACUCCACACAGGCGGGGCCGGGAUUUCAACCUGGGUCCUCAGAAGUGUGAAGCAGAUGUGCUAACCAGUCGUUUAACGUGCCGCCAAAAAGUAUAUUAUUAUUAAUAAAGAUUUGUAAGAUAAGAUCACCUUUAUUAGUCACACAAUGGAGAAAUGUAAUCAUUUCAUGAGCAACAGUGAAUAUCGGAAAUAUAAAUAUAUAAUAUAAAUAGAAUGCAAGGCAUCUAUACAAGUACAUUCACAAAAUAGAAAUGUAGAACAUGACGAGAUGGAAAAUUUAUUUGAGUAAAUUCAGUUACGACCUUGGUCAUGGAACGAAUUAAAUUCGUAAGUCAAUGUACCACUGCAAUUCAUCAUCAUCAUUACUUGUAACUUUUUCUCCAUUUAUGGCUUUACAGUAAAACCUUUUAUUUUUUCUCACAAAAAUCAGAUUUCAACCUUUACACCCCCUCCCUCCAAUUAAAAACAAAUGCCAAAUUACAUUAUUCAAAUCUAAUUUUAUAUUGAAUUUUAUUUCCAACACAAAAUUGAUUUUCUUGACAGAUGUGGAAAUAAAAGUGCAAAAACAUGGCGGGAAUGUCCCUUUCAACACCAUUAGGGCUGGGAAAACAAAUCUGCCGAGUCGACCCAAAAAAUUGGUUGAAGCAAAAAUUUCUGCCUCAAAGCAAUAAGAAAUUAUCAUUAAAAGCAGAUUUGCGCCACCAGGAACCAAUUUGAACUGCCUGGAAACAUGUUUGGUUACUGUCCAUGUUUUCGCACAGACAUUUGUUGCAGACUUCCCAAACAUGGCCGCCACGUAGGCAUGUCUAGAGCUGUGGACGUUAAUGUACUUGUAAACGCACGCAACAUCGUUACCUCCCCAACAUGGCCGCCAUGUAGGCACGAGAGUCAAGCUGUUACCGGGCUCUGACAUAUUUAGUCUUCAUAUCUAUGGUUGGGAACUUGGGACCACUGCUGGAAUACACUGCGUUAGACCGAGGAUGUCCAACUUUUGGAAUAAUGAUGAAAAAAAAGUGGUUACAAUUACUGCAAAUGCAGAGGUGGACUUUACACAGCUGCUUUGGAAAGACAUUCACACGCGUUGGACGAGCUUCACGCCGUACUAAGGUAAUGUCCCCCCCCCCCCCUACUUUUUAGUCAAUGUAAUGUAAAAUAGCCUACAAUCACUAGUUAUAACUUAGACUGUAUUGUAACCCUACCAUCGCUAGUUAGAACGUACUGUUGUCUCGUUUGCCUACAGACAAUUACGCAUUGAUAUAUGUGCAGAAAGUUGGUAGUAAUAAGACAGUACAGUACUUCAUUUCAACUCACAUUUUGCACAACACAUUUCAUAGCAUACACUCAUUGCCAACGUAUGCAGUUAAAGGAUAGAAGUCCAUACCUCAAAGAGAAUUAAAAAAAUAAAUUCCUUGAGGCGAGGCGAUUGCCUGGUGAGUCGAUGCAAUAUCUAUAGGCUAGUUGAUUCUAAAAAGUUUAUAGUGAGAGCCCUAAACAGUAUCAAUCCUUUGUUUUAGUAGACCUUUUGAAAUGUUCAAAAUUUUAAAUAAAUUAACACAAAUAUAUUUGGGAUUAAUUUAGAACUAUGCCCACUUUCAACAGACGGUUUUUAGCGCAGUACAGAAAUCACCUGAUAUUGCUUCAUUUUUGACUGAUUUAUUGCUGUUCUUUACUAGUACCGGUUUACCACGCAACCUCUAGUUUGCAGCCAUUACAGUCGAAACAGAAAUGCUUUGAACUACAAAAGCCGCGAAGAUUUAAAAUGUAUAUAUAUUUGGGGGAGGAGGGCGGUAUAAACGACGAGACAAACUAUUAAUUUCCCGGCCCUAACCUCAUACUGAGCUCAAAAUGUUUCUCUCUCAUUACAUUCGUACAGUAUUUUUGUUACCUUUUGUGCAUGCAAGUUUUGUUUGCAUUGUUCCAUGUUGUUUAAAAGCUGUGUGGGAGGGAUCAAACAAUUGUUUUUUUGUUUUUUUUCCAUGUGGUCUGUGUGAUGGAUAUUCACUGAUUUCAAGUGGGUCUGGAACAAACCCCCCGCGAUAAAUGGCCGUUCACAUACUCAAAAUGACCAACACAGCGCACCGCACUGGAUAUUUGUCUUGUUUUACUCUGCUGUCUGCAGCCAUCUCAGCAUUGUAAAAGAGGAUCUGUUCUCAAAUGCCUUACCUGGAUGGGUAAAGGUUAAACAAAUAUAUAUACGCCAACAAUUGCAAGUAGUACCAUUACUCACCGUGAGAGCCAGCGUGGUGCCAUCCAGACCGCCAUGAAAUACAGACUAGUCAAUGAGAGGUUUAAAGGCUAGAGUGAGAGACGAGCUUAAUCUUUAAGGAGGUGGGGGGGGAAACGUGGUCAACCAGGGCCAAGCGGUGAGAGUCAGCAUAGCUCACGCUGCCUUUUACCACUGACAAAUCCGGGUCAAAGGAAUUCAGCGAACCUGACCCAGAUUCCUCAGAUGAGUGGUUACCAUCUGGAUCAACACAGAGCAGAGGAGCCUCAUCUCUUGAUGCUCAAGAAAGACAUUAAGAUCGUGUACCCUGCAGGGAUCGCUCUCCAGCUGGCAGUCUGAAGACGAAAGUCCUGCUUCAAGCAGAGAUUCCACUCCCAUUCCUGUUAGGAGUCAUGAGGAAGGUCAGGGAUGGAGCAGAGAUUAUGUGGAAGAUUGUGACUGGUAUGAAGCUGACUGGCAACCAAAUAAAUUAUGCUUUACUGCAACCCCUGGACCCCGGAGUGCUGCCGCAGAGAUGGAUUCCAAGCUGCCAGCUGACUUUCUGGAGCUCUUCUUAACUGACGAGCUGCUCCAACGUAUUGCGGAUCAGACCAACCUGUAUGCGACUCAGUAUUUUCAAGCACAGUCUAAGACUCUGCCACAUAGCAGAGUACAUGCGUGGAAACCGGUGUCAGUCCCAGAGCUGAAAACUUUCUUUGGACUCACUUUUCUCACCAGUUAUGUCAAAAAGCCAAGCAUUGGACUGUACUGGAGUGUGGAUGAGGUAGACGCAACACCCCAUUUCAGCCAGACCAUGUCAAGGAACAGAUUUCAGAUUAUCUGGCAGUUCCUUCAUUACAACAAUAACGCAUCACAGGAUGACGCUGACAAAUUGUACAAAAUCCGUCCAGUGUUUGAAUACAUUGUGGAAAAGUUCAAGGAGAUGUAUCAACCGGGGCAAAACAUUUGCAUUGAUGAGGGUAUGAUGCUGUGGCGAGGGCGUGUAUCGUUCAGAGUGUACAACCCAAAAAAGCCUGUGAAAUAUGGAAUCAAAUCCUACAUACUUUGUGACUCUGCCACAGGGUACUGCUUCAAUAUGCAGCCUGAUGUCGGGGAAGCUCGUACUACGUCGGAGAUAGUGUUCUCUCUACUUGAUCGUCUGGCCGGUCAUGGUUAUACACUGUAUAUGGACGAUUCCUACAAUUCUGUACCACUCUGUGAGCUUUUACUGGGAGCAGAAACCAACGUCUGUGGGACAUUGAGGAAGAAUAGGGGUGAACCUAAGAUCUUUAGCGAGAUGACAAAGUAUGAGUUGGGGGCGGGGGGGAAAGUUGUGCGACACAAUGAGAGAGUAAUGGUCGUAGUCUGGCAGGACAAACAGUUGGUGAGGAUGGUGACAACUUACCACCAAGAUAGGAUGCAGAAGGUUAAGGUGUUGCAGAAGGGACGCAAAGACAAGGGUUGUCAGUUCAAGCCAGAGUGUGUUGUUGCAUAUAACUCUUCCAUGCAUGGAGUGGAUAGUUUGGACCAAAACAUUGCAUACUAUCCUUUCAUCCGAAGGUCACUGAAUUGGUCCAAGAAGUUUGUAGCCUAUCUGUUUCAACUGUGUAUGUUUAACGCCUAUGUCCUCUACAGAGCCAGAAACCCAGGGGAGUUGAAAACCCUCUUGGAGUUCAUGCGCAGUGUAGUGAAGUCGUGGACUGUAAAGCGACAUGUGGGGGUGCAGGUAAAAAAGGAGAAGGAAGUUGCAGUUCAAAAGGGUGAGGACUUGGAGGGAGGUCGGCGUUCUACAAGGGCACCAUAUAAAACUGACCCAGAUAGCAGGCUAGAUGGACAGCUUGGCAAACACAGACUCGAAUACCUGAUGCCGGUUGGCAAGAAGUUAAGACCAACAAGGGGUUGUAGGGUCUGCGCACGUAGGGGAAAGCGCAGCGAUACUAGAUUGUGGUGUGCUUCCUGUUGUGUGCCCUUGCAUGCAGUAGAAUGUUUCACAGAUUACCACACUAAAUUGAACUAUUCUGUGUAGGGGUGAGAAAACACGCUUUUUAAAAAAAAUAAUAAUAAUAAUAAUUUAAUAUAGCUGUGACACAAUACAUAUGGUAACUCUGAUUUACUAAAAAGUUCAUAAUUUUUUUUGUGUAAAUGUUUUGCAUAGUUUUGUAAAUAAAUGUUGCCAUCAAAA
Molecule: messenger RNA, 5376 nt
Organism: Phycodurus eques (leafy seadragon)
Lineage: Eukaryota; Metazoa; Chordata; Actinopteri; Syngnathiformes; Syngnathidae
Product: piggyBac transposable element-derived protein 4-like
Exons: 4
Coding region: 3730-5220 (496 amino acids)
Source: RefSeq, a predicted model, not a curated record